This is a messenger RNA of Caenorhabditis auriculariae, 3246 nucleotides long. Lineage: Eukaryota; Metazoa; Nematoda; Chromadorea; Rhabditida; Rhabditidae. The record is from the annotation of a GenBank genome assembly.
AUGAAGGUAGUUCCCCAAUCUUCCAACAUCUUCUCAACUUUCUGAGCCUCAAAUUUCGAACCUAGUAAGGAUCUCCGAAGAGAUUUCGAUCUCGGUCCAGCCGGCCGAAGAUUGCGGCGGCGGUCAUCACUCACACGCCCCGAGGGCCGCCGUCGUUCCGCUUUUCCGGUGUUAUUCCUGCUCGAUGCCCAUGUUACACCGAUUCCGCUCAGCUGUUUCCAACCGAUUCGACUCGACCAAUGUUCUUGGGAAAACAGGAAAAUGUGUUCGAUAAUGUCGACUUCACAGCGCUAACUUUUGUUUUGGCACAUUUCCAGUUUGAUUUUAAUCCAAGCUCUUUCCGUUUUUCUGUAUAUUCUCAGAAAUUUUCCUUUUUUUAUAGUCAAUUCUUCUUGACGUGAAAGGCUAGAUGGUCAGAUUGGCAAGUUUAGUGGAAAACUCAAGAUCAAAAGCGAGCCCCCAUUUUUCUUCUUUUUUGAGUUUUUCAAUAAAUUUUUAUUUUUCAUGGUUUCGAGAAAAUUUAUUCAAACGGAUAAAAGUGAAAAAAUAAUCGAUAAAUCCUUUUAUCUACGUUUUUUUCCCGUACUGUGUUUGAAUUUGAAUUUCCCGCCAAAAGCCGCGUCGCACACACAACGCGUCACCCUUGCCAAUCUACACAUCAAAGUCUAAAAAAAAUCAACCAUGGUUGAGCUCCAUAUGAAACUUUUUUCUGAUUAUGUUUUUAAUCUUGAUUAAAAGUAUAAUUUUCAGCUUGAAAAUAUAUAAUAAUUUGUCCAAUUGAUCAUUUAAUCCGUAAAAAAUAUAUUGAGGAUGGAAAAAAAAAACUAAAGAAAGGCAAAACUUAAUCUAAAACACCUCGAAAUUCUAAAGCACCCCAUCAACUUUUGGCUUCUCGUGUUUUUCUCCUGUUGUUUCCCAGCUUUCUAUUAUUAAUCAAAUCAAAUUUGCAGAUGACGCUAUGUGGAAUCAUCACAGAAUGUAAGGAAAAAAAGUUGCUGCGAAUCCUACAUUUUCCGACUUUAUCUUCUUGCCUUCACGUUGGUUUUUGAAAAAAAUUUUGAGGACUUUUUAAAAUUAUUAAAAAAUAAAAAUCUUGGGAUUUCAGAGUAUUCAUGGUAGUUUUGGCGUUGCUGGUUGCUUCUGGUUGGAUGCUCUACGAAGUUCGCAACAACUAUUUUAGGUAACUUUUCUGUUUUUAAGUUUUUCUUGAUUGCAAGACGCUAAAUUUGGUUUGAAAAAGUUUAAAAACUUGUUGAAAGGUUUUUUGACACAGUGCAACUUGAUAAGCUUUGAAAUUCAAUAUCUUUGAGCUUCUCACGACUUUUUUUCUGUUUUUUUGAAAAUCUCUACGGAGUAUAAGCUAACGGAUGAACUUCAAAGUUUGAAAAAAAUUUUUUUUUGAAGUGACUUUUUCAACAAAUUUUCAUGACUUUUUCUUUACCGAAAACUCUUCAGCAAACAUUUAUAAGAUAAUGAAAUUUCUUUGUAUAUCAAUGGUCAAUUUUUCAGAUAUUCACUCGUUAGCUAUUCAUCCUCAACCUAAAUUUGAAAAUAAAUAAAUCACCUCAAAAAAUAAACAUUGUUAAGGUACUUCUUGUUCGAAUUAUGCCUAGUUCACAAUUUCCCGCGUUAAGAAAAGAAAAUAUUGAAAAAUUGAAGGAAUCGGUUGCGUCGGUCGGACACAGACGAGCAGGCCCGAAUCGAAAUGGCCUCUUUCGAGGAAACCAAGUACUUGCGGCGCUACUCAGAACUCAAGUUUGUUCAAUUUUUUUUUCUCUUCUUUUAUAGUCAAUUUUUCCCGACUUGAAAAGCGAUUUGGGUAGAUUGGCAAGGGUGAAGCGUUGCGUGUGCGACGCGGCUUUUUGGCGGUAAACUCGGUUUCAAACACGAGCUACCUUUUUUUCCUUUUCCGAUGGACUUACAAUAAAUUUUAACUUUUUAUGGGUUUGAAAAAGGUUCAGUAUGAUGUAUAAAAAGCAUGAAAAAUAUUAAAAAAAUCACUUUUUUUCAAACUUUUGCAAUGAUUAAGUUUGAGUUCGUAUCGCCACCCCCCCUCCCUCCCAAAAGCCGCGUCGCACACGCUACGCGUCACCUUUGCCAAUCCAUCCAUUUCUCUUUUUCAGUCGGAAAGAUCGCCCAUACUUUUCUCUCAUUUCAGCUUCUUUCUUAAUUCUUAAGUUUGCCCUAUGUUACCUUUAACCAUCUUUCCUAUCUUUCAUUCUAAUUUUUAGUCUUUUCUUUCUUCCUUUACUAAAUUAAUCUCUGUUUAGUGACUUAGAAGGACGGCCGCACAACUGAAAAAUCCGUUUUGCAUUGCAUCUCGUGUAAGUUAAAAUAACAGUUCGAUAGCACGUCUGUGUCAAAGUUGUCGAGUUUAUAAUCGUUAUUUGACUUCAGACUUUUUUCAUGAUAUUAAUGAAAAGUUUAAUAAAAAAAGCUAACUUCACUUAAACUUUCCCCGAGUUGAGCCGCGUUUGCAGUUAUAAAAAAAAAUGAAACUCUUUUUGACUGCCAAUUUGAGCCAUUCCAAAUGCGACCACUCAGGCUUAAGUCGAGGAAAAUCCAACAUCACCUGCUUCACUCACAACAAAAUCUAGAUUAGGCUAACAAAUGUCCUCAUUGUUCUCACUGCAGUUCAUGCACGAUUCUCUUCCACGCUUUUAAAAAAUCAUGUCAAAAAGCUGGGAAAAGUUGAACGUGUCGCAACCGCAAUGCGUCGAGCCAUUCCCAUGCGGCUGUGGCUUUUUGAAAAUCGAUUACCAAGUGUCACACUAACAUUGUUGAGCUUGUCCUUGUCUCAAUUCUCACGAAGUUUCGAAGGUAUAAGACUAGCAAAUAGUAAAAUGAUUUUUCGUAAAUCAUGUUUGACUUGAAAAACUCAAAAUUUCACAUCACCGUUCGAAUUUUCGCUGGCUUUUUUUUUCAUACCACCCAAAAAUCAAGCUCAUGAAAUUGUGUGUAUUAAUUAUUAGAUCUCUUCUUUUUGAAAUAGAAAUUUUCUUUUGAAAAAUCCAAAUAAAAAAACCCAAGACUUUCAACUUUGGUCUACUACUAAUUUCAUCAAUAAUAUUAAAAAAAUUUUUUUCUGAUUUUUUUUGGUCUAGAAAAAAAUCCUAGGAAUAAAAAUCAGAAGUCCAAUUAACCUCUUUGCUUGUCUUAAACCUUCUAAGUUCAAUUAUUUUAUUUUUCAAAUCAAACCCGAAUUUCAGCCCUCUACAAGCACGGAAGCACUCCUUCGAGAUGUAA